ACCCAGGGUAGGCGUGGAAUUAGCUGGCUAGUGGCUGGUGUUAAGACUCGUUAAGCUAUGGUUUAGUUACUUGUUAACUGGUUAUUCAUCGUUACAAUUAUUGUUUUCUCAGCAACUUCACGGCAGUUUACAAGGUCUGUGGUCCUGUGUAGGCUAUGGCGGAACACGCCUCAGAACCCACACACCCUCUGUCACAAGGGACGGCUGACAGGAUCUACCUGGACUACAACGCGACCACGCCCCUGGAGCCGGCUGUGAUCCGGGCCGUGUCAGAGGCCCUGCGGGAGGCCUGGGGGAACCCCAGCAGUUCCUACAUCGCAGGAGCUAAAGCCAAGGCCCUGAUCAGUAAGGCCAGAGAAGACGUGGCCACAAUGGUGGGAGGGAGGGCCGAAGACAUCAUCUUCACCUCUGGAGGAACCGAGGCCAAUAACCUGGUGUUCCACAGCGUCUUGGAGGAGUUCAAGAGAAGCUCCACGGCAGAGAAGCUCCUGAACGGAGGGCCUGGCCUGCCCCACAUCGUCAUCUCCAACGUGGAGCACGACUCUGUCCAGCUGGUGGCGGAGAACCUGCAGAAGACCGGACAAGCUGAGGUGACGUGCGUGGCGGUCUCCACGGUUACGGGGCGGGUGGAGGCGGAGGACCUCCUGGCCGUCGUGAGGCCCAACACCUGCCUGGUCUCCGUCAUGCUGGCCAACAAUGAGACCGGAGUCGUCAUGCCAAUCAGGGAGCUCUGCCAGAGGGUGAAAGCUAUCAACAAGCAGGGGCGACAUCCCAGAAUACUCUUACACACCGAUGCCGCCCAAGCUUUGGGGAAGAUCCAGGUGGAUGUGGCUGACCUGGGGGUGGAUUACCUCACCAUAGUGGGGCACAAGUUCUACGCUCCGCGUAUCGGAGCGCUGUACGUCCUCGGCCCGGGAGGCAGGACCCCUCUGUACCCCAUGUUCUACGGCGGCGGGCAGGAGAGGAACUUCAGACCGGGGACAGAGAACACGCCCAUGAUCGCAGGUCUGGGGAAGGCUGCAGAGUUGGUGACAGCCAAUCUCCAUGACUACGAGAACCACAUGAGGACGACCAGGCUCUACCUGGAACAACGACUCAAAGAGGUCUUCGGAGAGGACAAGGUCCGCCUCAACAGCCACUUCCCUGGCUCUGACAGCCUCCCCAACACCUGUAACGUCUCCCUCCUGGGCCCCCAUCUACGAGGUCGUAAGGUGCUGUCCUGCUGUAAGACGCUGCUGGCCAGCGUAGGAGCGGCCUGCCACUCAGACCUCGGGGACAGGCCCUCCCACAUCCUGCUGAGCUGCGGCGUUAGCCCGGAGGUCGCGGCUAACGCGCUACGGCUGAGCGUGGGGCGCUCCACCUCCAGAGCGGACGUAGACGCGGUGGUGGAGGACCUCAGGAACACCGUCCGACUGCUGGAGGGUUAGGACGGGCCGGAGGGGGGGGUUCAGCUCUGACAGUUAGGAUGGACCCUUCCAUUACCCUUCACUGAGGGGGGGUUCAGCUCUGACAGCUAGGACGGACCAUUACCCUUCACUGAGGGGGGGGUUCACCUCUGACAGUUAGGACGGACCCUUCCAUUACCAAUUUACUGAGGGGGGGUUAAACUCUGACAGGUAGGACGGACCCUUCCAUCACAGAUUAGGGGGGGAUUCAACUCUUGACAGUUGAGAUGGACCGUUACAUUCCAGAUUACUGGGGGGUUUUAACUCGCAUUAGGGAUGGACUGUUCCGUUUGAGAUUAUGGGUUUUAAUGUUGAGUUUGUCGUGGGUCUAUUUAAUUGUUUUAUGCUUCAUGCUUUUGUAUAUAUUUUUUAAAUGAUCUAUAUGAAGUUUCCUAAAUCGUCCCCAAACUAAGGCUGAAGUUAGGUCUUCACUUAAAGUCUUACUGUACGUUUACACCAAAAGCUGUAAAAGAUGCAAACUCGCCGAUUAGCUCAAAACGCAACGCUGUCCAAAAUAUCUACAUUUAAAGGAGCCGCGCUUAGUACUCAUAAGUUUGGUCAAUAGAAAAAGAAUAAUAAGCAUAAAUACACAAAACACUGAAUAACUAAUUAAUUCUCUCAUUUACAGCUUUACAGCUUUAAAGCUAUCGCUCAAGCGUUUUAUCGCUCCUAUCGCUUUAUCGUUCAUGUCUAAUAGAAAGUGAAUGGGCGUUUAUAGCUCAAAACGCUCUACAGCUUUUGAUGUGAACGCACAGUAAGAGCCAGUGAACACAAAACCGCCUCUGUUUUGUCUUGGUCAUUUGCCUUCUAUGAUCGUCAACAUAUUAAUCUAUGCCAUUGUAUCACUGUCACUGAAAUAAGUCCCCAAUUUUGAGAAAUAAGGGAAAAAUACAAUGUGUUUACCAUUCUCCGCAAACCCAAUGAGAACGUUCCACUCUGCUCAACGCAGGUGGCGUUCUUUUCGUUACAUCAGAAUACCUUCUCCGAGCUGGUCUGACAUCGCAACUAAGCUUCACCGGCGGCGUUGUUUUUGUUGCAGGUUUUAUUAUUUAUUAUUGGAUGAACUUUGUGCUGGUAACUGUUCAAGAGAUCUUAAAGCCAGCAUUAAAAAUUCUGAAUCUUAUCAUUGUUAUCAAUCUUCCUGCUGCAAUAAACUAUUUAUCUGAGUUGACCUCGUGAACUGUCUGCUACCU
This is a messenger RNA of Gadus chalcogrammus (walleye pollock), 2638 nucleotides long. RefSeq names its product selenocysteine lyase (gene scly). The transcript is spliced from 13 exons. Bases 156 to 1427 code for a protein of 423 amino acids. NCBI's taxonomy places the organism in Eukaryota, Metazoa, Chordata, Actinopteri, Gadiformes, Gadidae. The record is from RefSeq and is a predicted model, not a curated record.